Messenger RNA from Oreochromis niloticus (Nile tilapia), 2635 nucleotides. RefSeq names its product zinc finger protein 410 (gene znf410). Gene Ontology annotation, molecular function: DNA-binding transcription factor activity, RNA polymerase II-specific; RNA polymerase II cis-regulatory region sequence-specific DNA binding. Lineage: Eukaryota; Metazoa; Chordata; Actinopteri; Cichliformes; Cichlidae. Bases 249 to 1592 code for a protein of 447 amino acids. Gene Ontology annotation, biological process: regulation of transcription by RNA polymerase II. Gene Ontology annotation, cellular component: PcG protein complex; transcription regulator complex; chromatin. The record is from RefSeq and is a predicted model, not a curated record. The transcript is spliced from 12 exons.
ACACAGAAUCGUCCUUACUGAGAACGCGGAAGUGUCUUAAAAUUGUUGUAUCUGAGCCUCCGUAGACCAAACCUACUCUUUGGAGAUAAAUAUACACUUAAGUUACUCUUACGCUCUGUCCUGCAUACACAUCUAUUGCAAGAGCUCGUACCAUGGCUUUGACUGGAAGAUGACCUGCAGCCCGAGCUUAUGACUGACAGAUUCUGCCGUUCACCAGGUCACAUUUGAGGUUCCACACAGGGUGACCCAUGCUUUCUGAUGAGCUUGACUCCAAACCAGAGCUGCUGGUGCAGUUUGUGCAGAACGCGUCCAUCCCAUUGGUGCAGGGUCUGGAGGACUCGGAGUCCAAACACUGCUGCCUGCCUCUGCUGGCCCCUGCUGAGAGCUCCCUGUGCACCCACCUGGAGCUCACAGAUGGAGGCCUAAGCCACGAGCCUGAGAGUUCCCCCUCCCUGACAGAGUUUGGAGGCGUGUCAGAGCAAAGCUCAUUAGUAGUCCAGACGCACUCUCACCCACGGGCCUCACCAAGCCCUCCGCCCAUCCUCCAUGACUUACAGCAGUCAGACAACACUUCCUACGUCCUGCUGAACCUUGCGAAAGGCAUUACAGCCUCCUCAGAGUCCCUGAUCUUUGCCGCAGAUGGCGCCGGGGAUGAUGAAGAUGAGGGGGUCCCAUCAGGGGACUACGGAAUAGAUGGCAGCGCUCCCUGGUAUCUGCGGGUACAGGAGCUGGCACACGACAGCUUGAUCGCCGCCACACGGGCUCAGCUAGCGAAGGAUGCCAAGGCCAGCCAGGACGCCAGAGCUGCAAGUGUCACGAAUGGUGACCACACACACAGUCUGAUAGCAGACGGGGACAAACGAGACCUGUCUGCCAGAACGAGCCGCCCCCUCUCCAAGCAGAUGCGCUGCUCGUUUGAGGGCUGCUGCAAGACGUUCACCUGGCCCGCUCAUUUCAAAUAUCACCUCAAAACGCACAGGAAUGACCGGAUGUUCAGGUGCGGCGCAGAAGGCUGCGGGAAGAGUUUCUAUGUGCUGCAGAGGCUGCAGGUUCACAUGAGGACUCACAACGGCGAGAAGCCCUUCAUUUGCAAGGAGACGAACUGUGGCAAGAGGUUCACCACUGCUGGAAACUUGAAGAACCACAGACGCACACACACAGGAGAGAAGCCUUUUCUGUGUGAAGCAGAUGGCUGUGGGCGAUCCUUUGCAGAGUAUUCCAGUCUACGAAAACACAUGCUCGUGCAUUCUGGUGAGAAGCCUCAUGUGUGUGGGAUCUGUGGGAAGACUUUCUCUCAGUCCGGCAGCAGAAACGUCCACAUGAGGAAGAGACACGGAGAGGAGGGACUCAGUAGUGAAAGCAGAGACACAGGAGAGGCUCUGACACAAAGCAGCCUGCUGGAGGCAGACGGUGAGAAUGGAGACGGUAUGGUCACCAUGACAACAACUGUGGAACCCAUGAAUCUUCACCAUGCCAUGCUGAGAUCACCAGGCUCUGCAGACUCUGUGGUAGUUCUCUCUCAACCGCAUGAACUGGUGACCAUGACAACGGAGGGGCAUGCAUAUGGAGAAGAUGUAGUUGCUCUGCUGUAGUCCACCAUCACAACAAACAUCACACACUGCGUGUUGCAGCAGCACUGGGCUGAACUGCCACAGUGGACUACAUAUAUAGACAUGUAUCUGUAAAAAGAUGACUUUCAGACCUGUAGACCCUUGUAGAUAUUUGUAAUUAGCAACCAGUGAUGGUUUUAUUUUGACAAGCGUGAAAUGGCAAAGUUUGUACAAACAUUUUUUUUUCCUCGUGUUUUUGAGAACAAAGACUCCCAAAGAAAUACUGAGACGGGUUUUGCUAGUUUAUGAAACUAUAAUGACCAGGAAUGCUUAUGUGCUUCAUCAUUGUAAACACAAGUCUGAAAUGCAGUGAUGGUUGUUAAUGAAAAAUAAGCACCCCAAAACCUCAACGGCUGAUAAGUUAAAUUUAAAUGUACCAGACACCCAUUAUAGCCAUUAUUCUUUUGACUAAUAACGAAACACUUGACAUUAAAAACCACUCAAGCACAGUUAAUCAAAUGCUGCAUGUAAACGCUGGUAUUACAUGACUUAACAAGCCAGGCCACUCUGUUUAUCAGCCUUAGUAAAAUAGAAAACAUCUAUCUCGAAUAAAUUCUAUAUCCACUAAUCCCCAGAGGUGCAUUAACAGAGUGUGUUAUUGGUAAAAUGUUUCAUUCAGCCUCUUUAGCUUCACUUGUUCUCCGAGUAGGGCAAUGCAUUGCUCAUACAUAGCUCAAUAUAUUAACACUUGAGAAUAAUUGCUUUUUAAAAGAAAUUAAGAAUUACUCAUGAGGUUAGUUCUGCCCUUAUAAAACCAACACCAGCUGUCUGCUGCUCUUAGAUAAGGUAGUGCACAUUACUUGAGUGUGGUUAGUGAGCGCCACCUAAAAUCAGCUUCUCGUUGUCAGUGUACGCUCCUCACUUCUCAGUGAAUCUUCAGGUAGUGGAAGUGAUCCAAUGUAGCACCCAGUGCCCAGCUAGCCUCCACAUUAUUCACUUUCUUGGUUAGCUAAGGAGGGAAAAAAACAAAACACCAAAUCACUCAAAGGAUUUUUGUAUUUACGGAAAUAAAAAAGGUAAUGGAG